Messenger RNA from Hydatigera taeniaeformis, 15714 nucleotides. NCBI's taxonomy places the organism in Eukaryota, Metazoa, Platyhelminthes, Cestoda, Cyclophyllidea, Taeniidae. The record is from the annotation of a GenBank genome assembly.
AUGGACGAAACUCCCAGCCCAUACUUCACACCGGCAGCGAAUGACCUUCUGCUUGCCGUAUGCCGACAACUGGAGAUAAAUGAGAAGCAGAAUGAGGUAAUUGCUGACCUGCGUGCUCGUGAGCCCGGAAAUGAGUCGGCGCUGGUGGAGGACCUUUUCAAUCCACACAUCGACAAACUGAAUAGGGCUAGUCAUGUGGUAGCUUUCUACAAGACCAUCAGGUACGAGCGCAAACUCAUCAAGAUUCGAGUCACUCCGGGGACCUACAUUCUUCAGGCUAAACGUCGUUCUCAAGUGUCAGAGCAUUCUAGUAUCACCACUGAGAGUACAGAAACAAGUGCCACUUCGGAAGGCACAUCUGGGAACUCUUCAACGUAUAUAGAACUGAUUGCAAAGGUAAAGGAACCACUUCCAGAUUUAGAGGUGGACGAUGGGAAUGUUGGAAGGGUAGUCUCAAGGAGGUCAGGAGAAAAUGCAGAGGAAAGGGAAGCAGAAGGUACUGAGGAACAGGAAGAAGGGGAAGAGGAAGAAGACGAAGAAGAAGAGGGAGCAGAAGAGGGGCAAUACGAUGCAUCACAAUACCUGCUAUUCGCCCGGACGUACACUAGGGUAAACCUUCAUGCUACUUCCAUUCCCCUUACCGACGGGGAGGCCAAGGAAAUGGGUGUGGAGCGGUACGUCUAUGCUCUGCGUUGCCGUGACCUCGAGACGUCACUCAGUCCCCUUCAGCGUGAUGAGACACCACCCAUUACCAGCUUCUUCGAGACUGGCGUCAUCCUCUUUCCCACACUUGUCUCUUCCAGAGCAGUUGUUAUCAAAGUCUUCCAGCCUCUACUGGCCUACUUAUCGCACAGGAACGCCAGCAUGAACCUUGACUUGGAGGACGAUUCGAGCGUAGAUGACGCUUCUGAUCCAAUGCUGAGGGCUGGGGAGCGCCAUUUUUCCACAACCGCCAAUAUGAACACCACCGAAAUGGCCGCAGGUGAGGGAGAAAUAGUGACGCAGGUUGCCACUGGAGAGGCGCAGCGUCUGCGCGAUGAGUUUGCUGUAAAUCUGCAGAAAUUUCAGAGUGUACUGACUGAGACUGAGUCCGCUCUUCAUGGAGUCUUUCACCUACCUGCGCCUGACUUUCCGUUACCAACGAUGCAACAGUGUCUUGCUGGGCUGCCGCCCGAGAUGUUUGAGCCUUUUCGGAGUCUGAUCGACAAUUGGAACGCAGCCAUUGACACGACGAUCAACGACCUGAACAAACCUCGACCAGUGACUGUAGGGCCGUUGGAGGAGAUAGAAUACUGGCGGCACCGCUGCAAGACCCUCACCACUGUGAAUGAGGCGCUGCGUAGCAAAGAAGUUAUAGAAGUGGCGGAGCGUUGGAAUGCUCUCCCUAACCCUGAUGCCACGCACUUCGAUCGCGGUGCUGAAAUUCGCGGGCUAAUGGCGGAGGCUAAAGAUAAUGCCAGGUUCCUCCUCCUGGUUGAACGCCACUUCAAGAACGUUCAGUUUGCCCAUGGCUUCAACAUGGUGGCGGACACAGUUCCAGCAAUGCUUCAAUCCCUUCGUCUAAUCUGGACUAUCUCAAGGGGCUACAAUAAAGAUGAACGAAUGGGUCCUCUGCUGCAAAAGAUCGCUUGGUCUCUCUAUGACCGCGUCAUUCGAGUCAUGCACAUUCCCACUCUCUUCAGUCGCUCUGUGCAAGGCAUCCUUCGCGAAACAGGAGCAGCAGUUCGGAUGCUCACCAUGUUCGAGACCACCUACAUGCAGGAACGCCAGCGCGUGGAAGCCACGUCACGGGACAAUCGGUGGGAGUUUGAUCGCAAGCUCCUGUUCGGUCGCAUUCACUAUGUUACACGUGUUCUACAGGACAUCCUUGACAUGGCAAACUGCGCAAAGGAAUUUUAUCGCAUGUUUGGACCCGAAUUGAAGAAUAUAACAGGGCAGAGCAAAUCGUUGACCGAGGUCCUGCGCUUGGUGGAUAAUUUAUUUAAUCCACUCAAAAACCCGAAUAUGAAGUGUCCUUUCCUUCCCCAAAAUGAAAAGUCCUGGAGCCGCUUACAAGAGGAAUUCGCCGAUAAGGUGAACCUGAUUGACGCCAAAGCAAAGAACUUCAUCAACGACUACUUCGCUCACAUCCGUGGUGCAAACAACGCCUUCAAUCUACUUGAACGCUUUAAGGCUGUGAAGGCUCGUAGUGCCAUUAGCUGCCUCCUGAAGGACAAGUAUCGCGAUGUCCUGCACAGCUUGGGAGUGGAGUUGUCCCGAGUAGAACGUCGUUUCAUGGAAAACAAGGACGACCCAGAGCCCGGACAUUACAUCCCACCAGUAUCGGGAGCCAUUCGAUGGGCACGUUUGACCCUAAAUACCGUCAAAUACAGUAUUGUACGUUUUCUACGCUCGCAGCCAGAGCUGUUUGAGGAGCAAGAGACUGAAGCAGAAGCGGAGGUGGAGGAAGAACUGAGCCAGAACCAGGGAGCAGGUGAUCAGGAGAAAGAUGAUACAGAAGUAAAACGAAAACGCGGUCGAAGUGUGCGUCAACAGUACAUUGAAUUGGCGCAUAAGCUUCGAGAUUUUGAAAUGGAGAAAUUUAAAGGAUGGGAAAACGACAUUAUCACCUCAUUAAGUGCUCGACUUGGCCAAUCCAUCCUCUUCAAAAAUCCCACUGUUGUGCCUUUUCACAAGGCAGCAGUGAAUAUCAAACCGCCACCAACGUGGUGGGCAGGAGUUCCACCUCCUGAUCUGGAAUUACCAGUACCGUUUACAUUUCGUGAUUCAGCCACCUUCGAAGAUAACGCUUUUUUGCGUUCCACCAUGGGCCCUUUCAAUGCGGUUCCCUCUAUAGGCCCCAAUGCUGUUGAUAUUAACGACGACAUGUACAAACAUCACUCCACGUUUAGCCUUCAAAAGCCUAGUGUAUAUGAAGAAAAUCUCGGAUACGAGUCGGCUCCUGUUUAUGAGGUUAAUUUCGAUUCCAACAUAUGGGCCACGAUCGCAGAGGCAGCUCGUCUAGAGUUGUUAGGUGUGCGUGUUCCUGAAAUGGCCAGGCUCCUGGGUCUGCGUCGUCGCUACUUCCAAAACAUCGUACUACGACUCCAGGACAUUGUUGACCGUUACGAGGGUGUGCGACGCAAUUUAAGCCCCAUCAAAGUCGCUCUCCUGCGGCUUACUCUUCAGGACUUUGUUGCUCACUUUGAUCGUGGAGUCAACUACCUAAAUUGGGACAGCUUAGCGAUUGGUGACUUUCUGGAGUUGGCUGAGAAAAAAAUCCAGUUAUUGGAAACACAAUUUAAGGAGAUAAAUAAGUGCUUCUCCAGUCUGGAUCAGGUCUGUCGCAGGAUAAAACGCAUGAACCUGUUCAAGGAGCAGUCACGUGCAGUGCUAGUCUCAGCCAAAGAGUUUCUCGACUACGCCGAGACGGCGCGUGAGAACGACAUGGAAGAGUUGGCCACAUCCACCCAGAACACCCUUGCCAAUGCCUUGGGCAAGUUGGAGGAGGCUCUUUUUGACACCAGCACGCAUCGAUGUGAACAAAUGGCCUCCGUCUACCAAAUGUUUGAGCAAAGAUUGUUAGAAGCACUUGUCAACAUGGUUCUAAGGAAUGUCUGGAACUUCGUCGAUCGGCUGGGUGGGUUGAAACCGAUCUUUCAUAUCGAUGUUCUUCUCUCUAACUCCGACAUCUUACUCUACCCCACAACGGGAGACCUCUACAAAUGGAUGAUCCAGACCAUUCACGGCUGCACAGAUAGCACGCGUUUCUUUGUACGAUGGAUGCGUGGCACCUGUGUCAUCUGCCCCUCCACUCGAGGUGGGGAUGGGGAGCGAGUAGUAAAUAUUAACUUCUCACAGGAGCUGGAUCGCUGCUCUCAGAUCUACGAACCCGAGGCUGUCUUUAAUGAGAGGGUGAUCAAGCUUAACCGAAUGGUCAUUGACUUUCUGAGGCGCCUUGUGCUCUAUACCAUGCUCUGGCAUCAGGACAAGAUGAACGUGGUGGAGAAGUGGGUGCAUAAGAAACCACGCACAACUCGGGACUUCGAGAUCCGCAUAAUGACAUUGCAGAAUUGGGCAGAGAGCCUGUCUCGUAUCAUUGGGCCAUUGCGAGUGGUUCUGGCGGGUGCGUUGGGUCUGCGAAUGGGAUCCUUCAUGGACAGUGUCUACACCCAUCUCAGUGACUGGCUGCGCAUCUAUCUGCGCUUUGUGCAUGAAACCGCGGAACAGAAGUAUGCCAGUGUCAUGAAAAUCCUGCUAGUAGGUCUUGCUGUUCUUUCCCUCUCUCUCUUGGAGAAACGAGAGGUGCUAAAAAAGAAGCCUGUCUCACUGGUGCAAAUGAAGCAGCUGCUUAGCGUAAUGGGCGAGUUGGAAGGCGGAAUGUGUGAAGUGGUGGAUGAGUGCGUCAGUGACAUUACAGAGCGCUACCGCCUCCUCCGCCAAUAUGGUGACCCUGAGUACCUUCAACAGGUGCCUAAGGAACACUGGAACUCUCCCAACACAUUACGUCGCCGCUGGAAUGCCAUCAUUUUACGCUCUCUAGAAAUGGCCGCCAACAUCGCACCUAUGAAAUCUCAGUUUGCUGUUGGAGUGCGUGAUGCUGUGCAAGACUUUAAACGAAGGGUUAUGCUCUUUGUUGAGGACUAUAAGCGAUCGGGUCCAGGGACCGAAUCUCGCAAUCUCGACAAUGGCCAGAAGAGUCUUCUCAAGUUCACCAAGUUUUGUGAUAACCUGGAAACGGAACGAAUAGAUCUGCUUAGCAGCGAACGCCUCCUUGGACUUCCAAUCUCCUCCUAUCCUGAGCUGAAGACCAUUCAAUCAGAGCUGCACAAGUUGAAGCCAAUCUAUGAACUCUACAAUCAACAGAAGACUGCACGACAGGAUUGGGCUUUGGUGCUCUGGAAAGACGUCAAUAUCAAGUCAAUUCAGACUGCUACUCAGGAAUUUAUUGACACCUUUAAGGCAGCACCCAAAAAGAUUCGUUUGCUUCCCUGUGCACGGAAGUUGUACACAGACUUGAAAAACUUCCAAGAAUCACUUUUGCUGAUUGUUUACUUGAAGGACGAGGCUCUUAGAGACAGUCUGUGCAUCACGGAUAGGCACUGGAAGCAGCUAAUGGAGAAGACGGGGAUCAGCUUCGAUAUUGACCCAUUAACAUUUACCUUGGAGGGUGUCUUUGCAAUGGAACUACAUCAUUACUCCGAAGUGAUCGCAGUUAUCGUAGCUAAUGCUCAACGGGAACUCGUCAUUGAACAGAGCCUGGAGGAGAUACAGCGCAUAUGGAAGGAAAUGAAGUUCACCCUCACCAUGUACACCAAGUGCAAAGGUCAGGCGUGUCCGGUACUAGGAGGUUUGGACGAUACCACCAAGGUGUUGGAGGACAACAUGCUGAGUCUGCAGUCGAUCAGUGGAAGUCGCAAUGCAGCACCUUUCAUCAAUACGGUGCGUCAGUGGGAGAAAGACCUAAGCACUGUUAGCGACAUCCUUGAGAAAUGGGUGAUUGUGCAGCAGAAGUGGAUGUAUCUGGAAGUAAUCUUUGUGGCUGGUGACAUCGCUAAUCAGUUGCCGAAUGAAGCAAAAAGGUUUCAAAAAUUGGAUGCCACAUUUCGUAAGCUAAUGAAGGAGGCGAUGGAGGUACAGUUUGUCAUGAAGACUUGCCUCGCUGAUCGUAAGUUGGACACGCUGACGAUGCUGCAGAACGAACUAGAGUUCUGUCAAAAGGCGCUUAAUGACUAUCUGGAUGCAAAGCGCAACGCUUUUCCGCGAUUCUACUUCAUCUCUGAUGACGAGAUGCUCUCUAUUCUCGGUGGCAAGGAGGUUGAGUCCAUUCAGGAGCAUAUUGUUAAGAUGUUUGAUAACAUAAAAGGUUACCGGUACCGUCAAGAUGGAAAGAGCACAAUUAUUACAGCAAUGGUGUCCUGCGAGGAGGAAGUGAUGCCUCUGAGUCGGCCAGUCUACGUGGUGGGUAAGGUGGAGGAGUGGCUUCUGGCCCAGGAGGCCGAGAUGCAGCGCUCCAACCGCCUCAUUACCAAACGUGCUCUCUUCUACUACUGUUAUAAGAAUUCGGUUGGUCCUUCUAUUUCGCAGGGCAUGGUUGUACUGGCCACCACGCAGAUCUGGUUCACCUGGGAAACUGAAGACGUCUUCAAGCGCAUGAAAACAGGUCAACGCCGUGCCCUGAAGGACUUUAACCGUAAACUCCUCGAGCAGAUCUCCCAGAUAGUCCGUAUGGUACGUGGCUACUUGGAGCCCAAUGUAAUGAAGAAGCUCGAGACUGUGCUCAUUCUUGAUGUACAUGCCAAAGACAUCAUUGAAAGCUUCAUUCGCGACAGCAUCCAUGCUGUUGAAGAAUUCGAGUGGGAGUCCCAGCUGCGAUUCUAUUGGGUCCGCGAUCAAGACACGCUGAAGGUGCGUCAGGUCUCUGCAGAGUUUGACUACGGGUACGAGUACUUCGGGAUGAAUGGAAGACUGGUCAUCACGCCACUCACAGAUCGAAUCUACCUGACUUUGACCCAGGCGCUUUCCCUGUGCUUGGGUGGGGCCCCAGCGGGCCCUGCAGGGACAGGCAAAACGGAGAGUACGAAAGACUUGGCAAAGGCAAUGGGACUUCUUUGUGUGGUGACCAAUUGUGGAGAGAGCAUGGACUAUAAGUCCUUCGGAAAGCUGAUGAUGGGUCUCUGCCGAGUGGGAUGCUGGGGCUGCUUCGAUGAAUUCAAUCGCAUUGAGGUCUCCGUCCUCUCCGUGGUCACCUCACAAAUUCAGGCCAUUCAGACUGCCCUUAAGGCCAAAGCCACCACUUUCCAACUAGAGGGUCAGGAAACGGUGUUGAACAGUCGUAUCGGCUACUUUAUUACGAUGAAUCCAGGCUACGCCGGUCGUACAGAACUCCCAGAAUCACUGAAGGCCCUCUUCCGGCCUGUUGUGGUAAUUGUGCCUGAUCUCGAGUACAUUUGCGAGAUCAUGCUCUUCGCUCAGGGCUUCCUCACUGCGAGGUCACUUAAACAAGCAUUGGGAUUAAUCCAGACUCUAAACUUAACGCUCGGCAAAAUAAACUGGGCAACUGUAAUUUUGUCUGCCUCCUUCCCUUUUCUACAGGAAUUAGCUAAAAAAUUGACCACCAUGUACCGACUUGCGAAGGAGCAGCUAUCCCAACAAUAUCACUAUGAUUUCGGCCUACGAGCUCUUAAAUCGGUGCUCUCCAUGGCAGGCGGAAUAAGGCGUGCCGACCCGGAGAAUCGGGAGGACAAGCUGCUAAUGCGCGCACUGAAGGACACUAAUUUGCCUAAGUUUGUGCAUGAGGAUGUGCCUCUCUUCAUGGGCCUUGUACAAGAUCUCUUCCCUGGCGUGGAACUCGUUCUCCACAGUUCAGAUCCCGAACUAAUUUUAGCAGCCACCACAAUACUUAAGUUCCAGAGGUACUCCAUCAUUGAGGAGCAGCUACAAAAGGUGAUUCAUCUGCGAGACACACUUGCAGUCCGUCACUCAGUUAUGCUUGUCGGUCCAACAUUGGGAGGAAAAACGACUGUGCUUAACACUCUGGCUAACUCUCAACGAAUAAUGGGUCUUCCUACAAAGCUGCACACUAUCAAUCCAAAAGAUCGUUCGGUGAACGAACUAUACGGCACUCUGGAUCCAGCUAGUCGCGAGUGGACUGACGGCUUACUCUCCAUGAUCUUUCGCCAAAUUAACACGCCCACAGACCAGAAUGAGCGACGCUACAUUGUCUUUGAUGGCGAUGUGGAUGCUCUUUGGAUUGAGAAUAUGAAUUCCGUGAUGGAUGACAAUCGACUACUUACUUUAGUCAAUGGAGAACGCAUUAAGCUGCAGCCAUAUUGUGCUCUUCUCUUUGAAGUCGGGGAUUUACGUUUUGCAUCACCGGCCACCGUCUCGCGCUGUGGUAUGGUCUACGUGGACCCAAAAAAUCUCAGUUAUGAGGCCUACUGGAAUGCUUGGUUAAUGAGCAUCCAUAACGAGAACAUCAAUGAGGUCUUGGAUUUCCUCUUCAAAAAAUACGUUCCCCAUUUGAUGGAUCUCAUAUUUGAAGGUAUUGCACCUGCGGGUGGGUUUGGUGGACCCAAAGUUCGCAGGCAACGUCUCUCCAAUGAAUCAGGAAAAGAUGGCGCACAGACUGGCGGCUCUGCGACACCCGCAGGAGGCGGUGGUGGUGGCAGUGGGCCUGGUGGGGGAGGUGGUGAGGAUGCCUCUAAAACGAAGAAGAUUAUCCAUGUGGUUCCCACCAGCCCAAUGCACACCAUUAUCCAGUUUUGCGCUCUGCUUUCCGGUCAAAUAGACGAGGGCAGUGAACCGGGCACUGACAAUUGGGGAAGGUUGCCCAGUUUUAUCGAGGUGGAUGGGCAAAAGUCAAAGGCAUCAAAAGAUGCGACGUUAAUGACAGGGGAGCUUGAAAUGGCAGGAGAGGGGGACGAAGCCACUAUGGCAGAGACAGAGACGUCGCGGACUGGGGCGGAGUCGUCAGUAUACACCUUGGUGUCAUUAGGAACAGGCUUAGGAACCAGUACAGAAGAAGGAGCUCUCGAGUCAGACUUAGCUGCAAGACGUGCAACAGAAAUCUCAGCUACCGGCCUCGAUCCUGUCCUUACUUAUGAUAGCCCCGAUGCUCUGGAAGCUGUCUUUCUCUACUGCCUGUUCUGGGCCUUUGGCGCUCCUAUGCAUCUACGUGAUCAAAUUAUUCUGGACGAAGCUAUCAAGGCGCUUUCUGGAUUGGGGAUGUAUGAUGAAGGGGAAGGAAUGGGUUUCGUUGCUCCUGGUGUUAUUCCAAGUCACUCCGACUACCUCUUCGACUACAUGUUUGAUCUGAAGGAAUUGCACUGGGUGGAAUGGCGCAGUCUUGUUCCCAAGUACAUUCACAAUACGGCUAUGCCCUAUCCAGAAAUCGUUGUGCCCACUGUUGAGACUGUUAAACUUGAAUGGAUUCUCAAGGAGAUGUUUCUGAUGAAUAGACCACUAAUUAUGGUUGGCGAAACUGGCACCAGCAAAACAGCUACAGCCUUGUCCACCAUUCAAUCUCUGAAUCCAGACGUUACAUGCUCUCUCGUGAUCAAUUUCUCCUCUCGUACCUCCUCCAAAGACGUUCUUCGUAGUCUUAACGCCAACGUAGAAAAACGCGCCAAAGGAGUUUAUGGACCUAUGCCGGGCAAGAAACUCAUAGUCUUUAUUGAUGACCUCAACAUGCCACAGGAAGAUGAAUAUGGCACUCAACAACCCAUAGCGCUGAUGCGAAUGAUUUUGGAGCGCGGUGGCCUCUUCGAACAGGGCAAGGAUCUGGUGUGGCGAGCACUGAAGGAUAUGACCUAUGUGGGUGGGAUGGGUCCGCCAGGUGGCGGACGCAGGUCGCUUGAUCCACGCUUUGUCUCUUUCUUCUCCAUUUUCCACUGCUUGCCACCGUCAUCGGACAGCUUGAACAAAAUUUUCGGCAGCAUCCUCACCGGUCACUUUGCCUUGGGAUUCUCAAAGAAAUUGCAAUCUAUAAUCGGUGACCUUACAAGCAUGAGCAUUGAGACGUACUUUGAGAUCAAGAACCGCCUUCUUCCUACUCCAGCAAAGUUUCAUUACACUUUUAAUCUGAGAGAUAUUUCAAGGGUGUUCCAAGGGAUGUGUCAGGCCACUUCAGCAAGAUUCAAGGGACCUAAGAAGGUCCUGAGGUUGUGGAGACAUGAGGUCCUCAGAUGUUUUCAUGACCGUCUCAUCAACAAUGCUGACCAGAAUAUUGUAGAGGGAAUCAUAGACAGUAUGCUGAAGAAGUACUUCAGAGAGGACAUGGAUUACGCUAUGAUGAAUCCGAUCAUCUUUGGUGAAUACUGGGCUGCGGGCACCGAGGAGGAAGUAGUUUACUACGAAGAUAUGCAGGACUUCGACGUAUGCAAGGCUAUCGCAGAGGAGUUGCAAGUGGCCUACAACGAGCAGGUGGGUAAUCUCAACUUGGUCCUAUUCAACGACGCAUUGAACCACUUGAGCAUCAUACAUCGAAUCCUUCGAUUGCAAGGCAGUCACGCUCUGCUUGUGGGAGUCUCAGGUUCAGGCAAGAAAGCUCUGGCCAAGUUAGCUGCCUUCGUUGCGGGACUUCGUACCUUCGAAAUCAGCUUGAGCAAGACUUACGGCGAGCCAGAGCUCUGCGAGGACAUCAAACGAUUGUACAUGCAAAUGGCGGAAAAUACUGACCAAUAUACUUUCAUAUUUACGGACACUCACGUUCGUAACGAAGGAUUCUUGGAGUUCGUAAACAACAUUCUCACUACUGGCUGUCUGGUGUCGCUCUUCUCAGAAGAGGACAAAGAUGGUGUGAUCAACAAUGUAUGGCCUAAGGCGGAGGCUGCCUUGAGAGCAAUCGGGGGCGUUGGGGCAAACGUCACUAAAGAGACGGUAUGGAAGUGGUUUGCUCGUGAUUGCACCUCCCGUCUCCACAUGACUCUCUGCAUGAGCCCCGUGGGAGACGAUCUGCGAACGCGUUGCCGCAACUUCCCUGGAAUUGUUAACUGCACCACCAUAGAUUGGUUUUUCCCGUGGCCUGAGCAGGCACUCUAUGCUGUUGCCUGUAGCCUCAUUGAUCCCAAGGUUUGUACCAAUGCCCAAUUAUACUCACUUUUUUGUUGUCCUGUUGAAGACCAAAUUGUACCACGCAAGCACUGGGAGGCGGUGAUAGUGAACAUCGUGAACAUCCACAUCUCCGUUAAGGAGGCCUCAGUGGAGUUCAAGCAACAGCUGCGACGCGACAACUACGUCACCGCCACCAACUACAUCGGCUUCAUUGAAGGCUACAGAAAACUGCUUAGGGAGAAAACAGAAGAAAACGAAGCAAGCCAGGACCGAUUGAAGGUGGGUUUGGAGAAGUUGAAGGAGACGGCGAAACAAAUCGACGAGUUGAACACCAAAAUGGCAAUCCAGAAGGUGGUGCUGGAAGAGAAGACGUUGUCAUGCGAGGAGUUGAUGAGGGAGAUUGAGGAGUCUACUAAGGCUGCCACCAUCAAAAAGACGGAGGCUCAGGCCAAAUCCAUCGAAGUUGCAGCACAGCAGAAGGUCAUCACAAAGGAGAAGGGCGAAGCCGAGGAUGCCUUAGCCGAGGCCCUACCAGCAUUGGAAGCUGCAAAAAGGGCUCUGGAUGAGUUGGAAAAAGCUGAUGUCACUGAAUUCCGUGCCUUUGCAACUCCACCCAAACCAGUUCAACUUGUGGGAGAGUGUCUUUGUCAUGUAAUGUCGGCAGCAGAAAUAAGCUGGAAGUCGGCUCGUGGUCUAAUGGCUGAUGCCAAUUUCAUUGGUACUCUGCAGACUAUGGACUGUGAAGCGAUUCCUCAAAGAAAUAUUAACGCUAUCAAAGACCUCAUCUCCAAACGCGGCAUUGGUUACGAGGAGGUGCGAGCAGCCAGCAAGGCAGGUGGUGGUUUCUUCAAGUUCAUCCUCUCUGUGGUGGGAUUUUAUGACGUGGCAAAGAUGAUUCGUCCAAAACGCGAACGAGUGAAGGCUUUGGAGCGCGAGUUGGCCAAAGCCGUGCGCGAAUUGCAGAUGUUGACGGAUCAAGUGAAUCAACUUGAGGAUAUGCUGCUUAAUUUGCGACGUCAAUUUGCUGAAGCACAAAGUGAGAUGGACCGAUUACGGAAUGAGAUGAAUAUAAUGCUGAGGCAGCUAUUGGCUGCUGAAAAACUGACCACAGGUCUGGCGUCGGAAAAAAUUCGGUGGAUUGAGACAGUUGCUGCCCUUCAACAUGGCAAAAAAAAGCUGAUGGGCCACUGUCUCCUGGCCUCCGCUUUUCUCAGUUACUUAGGUCCCUUCACUCAGGAGUUCCGAACACGUCUGCUGUACAAGGAGUGGUUUGAUAAUCUCGUUAAUGAUGAUGUGAGGUUCUACUCCAUUAUUUGCGUCUCUUCCUUCUUGCUUCCCUCCAAUAUAAGUUUCCUUCGAUUUGCACCACAGAUCCCCAUGACAGAGGGCUUCAAGGUUGACGAGUUGCUUACCACUGAAGUGGAAAUUUCCACUUGGAAUUCUCAGGGCUUGCCGCCAGACGAGCUGAGCAUUCAGAAUGCUAUUCUCACUACAAAAGGUCUCAAAACACCCGUGUGCAUUGACCCUCAAGGACAAGCCACAAAUUGGCUUCGUGUGAUGGAGCACAAUCAUCGAGAUGAGACGCGUUCCAUCAAAAUCACCACACUGAACGAUCCAAUGUUUCUUCGGACUUUGGAGAAUUGCAUCAAAUUUGGAGUUGCAAUUAUGUUUACUUCUGUUGAAGAGAGCAUCGACCCCGUGCUGAACAACAUUCUAAGCCGAGACAUCCGAAAGGACCGAGGUAGGGAAGUAGUGAUGCUAGGAGACCGAGAGGUGGAGUAUGAUCAAGGCUUCCGUCUCUACAUGACCACAAAGCUACCCAACCCACGCUUUUCGCCGAACCUCUUUAGCCAUGCCUGCAUCAUAAACUAUACUGUCACACCCAUCGGUCUUGAGGGCCAACUCCUCUCCGCUCUGGUGAAGUAUGAGCAGAAGGAAUUGGAAGACAAACGCGAAUAUCUCAUCAAAUCUACAAGUGAGAACAAGCGUAUAUUGAAGGAGUUGGAGGACCGAUUACUGCUUGAACUGGCAACCCAAACGGGCAAUAUCCUUGAUAAUUGGGAGUUAAUCGAGACGCUGGAGAAGACGAAGGCCAAGGCUGUGGAGGUGGGCAGAGCUCUCGAACAGGCCGCCGCCGUCUCCAUUGAUGUGGACAGACAGCGCAAUGCUUAUCGUCCAGCUGCUCGUCGCGGAGCAAUUCUCUUCUUCAUAAUCGCCGAUCUGGCGAUGGUGGAUCCCAUGUAUCAAUUCUCUCUCGCUGCCUUCCUACAGGUCUUUCUAAAGUCUCUCAAACGCGCUAUGCCUAACAGUUCUUUGCCGCGAAGAUUGGAAAAUAUCAAAUCCACUCUCACUUUUCUUGUCUUCUCCUAUGGUUGUACUGCCAUCUUUGAGGAGCACAAACUUCUCCUGUCCUUUCAAUUGGCCAUCCGUUUACAGCAAGACGCAAAGAAGCUCCGUCUGAAGGAGUUGAACUACUUCAUUCGUGGCAAUCUCUGUCUCACGGAUGAGUACUUUUCUCCACCCCACCCGUGGAUUCCGCCGGCUGCAUGGCGAGAUUGCCUCUACUUGUCCACGUUUUUACCGAAGAAGUUUGGAAAGCUUCCUGAGAGUGUAGUUAAACAUCCGGAGGUGUGGAAAGAGUGGUAUGAAUCGGAGGCACCGGAGAUGGGGAGGCUGCCAGGGAGGUACGAUAAACUCGCGGCGUUUUCACGCCUUUGCUUGGUUCGCACAUGGCGCAUUGACAGGGUGCCCUCAGCAAUCUCGCUCUUCAUCAAUGCCACAAUGGGGCAUAGCUACGUGGCGCCACCAAUGACCCUGCUCAAUGAGGUUCUCGUAUCGACCUCACCUACAAUCCCCAUCGUGCUCAUUGUCAAGCCUGGGUCUGAUCCACCCGCUGCACUCACAACCCUGGCACUCAGCGUUGACUUUGGAAUGAACAAGAUCAAGUACCUGUCGUUGGGGCAGGGUCAAGAGGCGGCAGCAGAAAGUCUCUUCUCCAGUUGCAUGGCAAGAGGCCACUGGCUGGUAUUUCAGAACUGCCACCUCCUACUCUCUUACACAUCGAAAUUGGAGAAGAUGCUUGAAAGUGCAAUGAAUCCGCAUCCCGACUUUCGUCUUUGGCUCACUACAGAACCGGUUACCACUUUCCCUGUUGGCCUACUUCAAAUCGCCUAUAAGGUGGUAAUGGAACCACCAAGUGGACUUCGUCAAAACAUUAUAGGGUCACUGAACAAGCUUGAUGAAACUCAAUUUGUGGCCUGUUCACACCCCAAGUACCGCUCUAUUAUGUUUGUCCUGGUCUUCCUUCACGGGAUUUUGCAAGAGCGUCGACGCUACGGGAAACUCGGAUGGAACGUUCCAUACGAUUUUGCCGAUGCCGACCUCCUUGUCUCACUACUUAUUCUGCAGAAAUCUCUUAACGAGACUGAAGAAAGUGAAGCGAUCAAGUGGCCGAGCAUUAAGUACCUGAUUGGCGAGGUAAUGUAUGGAGGACGGACAAUUGAUAACUAUGAUAGGCGUGUAUUGAAAACCUACAUGGAUGAGUACUUUGGCGACUUCCUAUUCGACGAGUUUCAACCUUUUCACUUCUAUUAUGAUGACACUGUGAACUACAUGAUCCCCGGUGAACCAGAUGGGACGAUUGAUUUUCGUGACAACUUCCUAUCAACGGUGAAUGUGUGGCCUGUGAAUCAAAAGCCUAACGUCUUUGGCCUUCAUCCCAACACUGCAAUCGGCUACGCAGCACGGUUUGCACGCAGCCUUUGGGCAAACCUGCAGAACCUACUGCCUGAAACGGAUAAUGUGGCAGGUAUUCCGGAUGCAGCUGCGCUAUCGCAUACUGCCGUUGGUGUUGGUGAGCUCCUUAGGGAAAUAGAGAAGGCUGCUAAGGAGGAGGCAAGAGCAGCAGAGCAGCUGCAAACAACAGAGGCAGAGGAGGGUCGGGAAAGGCCGCCAACACCGCCACAACCCGGAAUAGAAAGAAGGAAAAAAAAACGAAGAACCAAACAACUGAGCAUUCCUCCCUUGGAGACAGGUGUAUCACUAGUUGAAGGCGAAGCUGAAGAGGAAGGGGAAGGGGAAGAAGGAGGAGAAGAAGCUGAGUGGGUGGAGGUAGAAGGAGAGGAAGAGGAGUGGGGUUUGGAGGACGAAGAAAUGGAAACUGAAGAAUCUUCAAUGACCACACCAGAGGAUGACAGUGAAGAUAACACCACAACAGCUGAGGAGGAAGAGGAAGAGGUAGCAUUAGGAGCGGCUAAGAAGCCAAACGCAUCCUCCGCAACGACAACCACCAUGGGCGGAGGAAUAAUGUCCAAAGACGCUGUGUUAGAUGCCAUGGCGACGAGUAUUUUGUCCCGCCUUCCAAUGCCCUUCGACGUGAUUAGUUUGCGCAAGAAGCACAUGGUGGGAGAGAUCUCGCCCACCCUCGUAGUGCUCAUCCAGGAGGUGGAUCGCUUCAAUCUCAUCCUUAGGGAGAUGCGCUCCUCGCUUCGCGAGCUACAACGUGCAAUUGCCGGUGAGGUGGGGAUGUCCGCAGAAAUGGACGAUGUGGCUGCCUGCUUGGGGAGGGGUAGCAUUCCUUUCUCUUGGAGGAGGCUUGUUCCAGCUACAGAGAAGAGCCUCGCAGAAUGGCUGCAACAGCUAUUACAAAGGCACGAACAGUACAGGAACUGGUCUAAUGGGGGUAGAAGCGAGCCUCCGGUGAUGUGGCUCUCAGGUCUCCACCUUCCCCAGUCCUACCUCACGGCACUUGUGCAAAAGGCCUGUCGGAAAAAUGGGUGGGCUUUGGACAAGUGUACCAUGUCUACCUCUGUAACCGACACUCUUCCUGCCGAUAUCUCCUCCAUCCUCAUGGCACCCGAUGUCGGUUGCAAUGUGGUUGGCCUCUACCUCGAAGGAUCUGGUUGGAGUGUUGAGGUCAGUUUACUUACUUUUUGGCUUGAGCACAGCAUGGUCCACCAAUCGCCACGAAUGCUGAUACAGGAGUUGCCGGUGAUUCGUCUUACACCCAUCGAGCGUCACAAACUUAAGCUGACGGGUACCGUAGAGGUGCCUGUCUACGUGACAAGCUCGCGGCGCAAUGCCAUGGGCGAGGGCUAUGUCACCAAGUUAGACAUGCCCACCAACGAACACAAUUCCUUUUGGAUACUCGAAGGAGCUUGCAUCAUUCUUAACACUGAUUGA